GUACUCCAUGGAAAAUUUUAUUGACAAUCUGUCAAAAAAAUGUCGCAGCAAGUGGAUCUUUCCCUUGAAGAACAAAAAAUCUUGGCAGAAAAGACCCAAAGGAGGGCUGCUUUGAGAAAUGAAUACUUGAAACUUAAGUCCGACCCCUUCAGACAUGCCACGGGUGAAGGGGGUGCCGUGUUUGACUCCGCCAUUCAAAGGUAUUCGGCCAUGAAAGUAAACGGUUUUGAUUAUUUUAAACCGAGUAUAAAAAAUGGUUUACAAGGGCUUUUUUUGCUGGUUAUCCCAAUGGGCGGUUUUGGAUAUUUGGUGUACAAAAGUAGGGCUGAACAAGAAGCAAGAUUUAGAAACGGAGAGGUUGCCUAUAAAGAUCGCAGAUUUAAAUUAAUUUAAAUUAUUUCAUACUAUGGUAGUUAAUAAAUGUUGUUUAUUUUAA
Brassicogethes aeneus is the source of this 436-nucleotide messenger RNA. NCBI's taxonomy places the organism in Eukaryota, Metazoa, Arthropoda, Insecta, Coleoptera, Nitidulidae. The record is from the annotation of a GenBank genome assembly.